AAGCUCCCGCGGCCCGGCCCGGCCCGGCCCGCCCCGCCCCUGCUGGUGGGCCACGGCCGGCACGCGGCGCGGGGCGGGGCCGCCGCAGGCUAUUUAAUCCACGGUGGAGUCGCUGCUUCUUCCCAAGGGAAGCCGGUUCGGUGUGGGAGUGCAACAGCAUUCUGGUCAGAAGAUGUCUGCUCUUGACACCCUCUUUAAAUACAUUGAUGAACACCAAGACCUCUAUGUUAAGCGACUGGCAGAGUGGGUAGCAAUCCAGAGUGUGUCAGCAUGGCCAGAGAAGAGGGCUGAAAUCAGGCACAUGAUGGAGGUUGCUGCAAAGGAUAUUGAGCGACUGGGUGGCACAGCCCAACUUAUGGAUAUUGGGAAGCAAAAGCUGCCUGAUGGAUCAGAGAUACCUCUACCUCCAAUUAUUCUGGGAAAGCUUGGCUCAGAUCCACACAAAAAGACAGUAUGUGUAUAUGGCCACCUGGAUGUUCAGCCGGCAGCACUGGAGGAUGGCUGGGACAGUGAGCCCUUCACACUGGUAGAAAGAGAUGGAAAGCUGUAUGGGAGAGGAUCAACAGAUGACAAAGGUCCAGUGCUUGCCUGGCUGAAUGCCUUGGAGGCUUAUCAACAAACUAAUCAGGAAUUUCCAGUAAAUGUUAAGUUCUGCCUAGAGGGUAUGGAGGAAUCGGGAUCAGAAGGCCUUGAUGAACUGAUCUUUGCUCAGCGCGAUGCUUUCUUCAAAGAUGUGGAUUAUAUUUGCAUUUCUGACAACUACUGGCUAGGCAAGAAUAAGCCUUGUAUCACCUAUGGCUUGAGGGGUAUUUGCUACUACUUUAUAGAGGUAGAAUGCAGUGACAAAGACCUUCACUCUGGAGUUUAUGGUGGUUCGGUGCACGAGGCCAUGACGGAUCUCAUUGCUCUAAUGGGCUCCCUCAUAGACAAGAAAGGGAAAAUCCUCAUCCCAGGUAUUAAUGAAGCAGUGGCAUCUGUUACUGAUGAGGAGCUGGCAAUAUAUGAGAAGAUUGAUUUUGACCUGAAAGAAUAUGCAAAAGAUGUAGGAGCAACAAAACUAUUGCAUGAUACAAAGAGAGAUAUCCUUAUGCAUAGAUGGAGAUAUCCUUCUUUGUCUCUCCAUGGAAUUGAAGGAGCCUUCUCAGCCUCUGGAGCCAAGACUGUGAUUCCUAGGAAAGUGAUUGGCAAGUUCUCAAUCAGACUUGUGCCAAACAUGACUCCUGAAGAAGUUACAAAGCAUGUUGAGGACUACCUGAGCAAAAAGUUUGCAGAGCUGCAGAGCCCUAACAAAUUCAAAGUAUACUUAGGCCAUGGUGGAAAACCCUGGGUGUCAGACUUCGACCAUCCCCACUACAUGGCUGGCAGGAGGGCCAUGAAGACAGUUUUUGGAGUUGAACCAGACCUGACGAGGGAGGGAGGAAGCAUUCCUGUUACCCUCACUUUUCAAGAAGCAACAGGCAAGAAUGUCAUGCUGCUUCCUGUUGGAGCUGCAGAUGAUGGUGCCCACUCUCAAAAUGAGAAACUAAAUAGGUACAACUACAUUCAGGGAGUGAAGAUGCUUGGUGCAUACCUGUAUGAAGUUUCACAACUGAAGGACUGAGAGACCUUACCUUCUGGCUUAUGAUUCAGAAGUCUGACUUUUCUUCGGAAAUACUGUCUGAUUCCUACGUGGCUCCCCUUUUCCACCAACACUCCACUACUUUGGAGAAGAGGGAAGCGUGCCCUUCUACUUGAGAAACAUUGUAAACCAAAAAUAAUUCUUCAAAUGACAGACUACUUCCUAUCUGUCCAGUAGUUCUGAAAGGCAUCUUUCUCCUCUGUAUCACUUCAAAGUUCUGGUUUGCUGUACUCAUCUACUUUUCCCUGUAAAGCAGGAGGAACUGGGUGCUCUCAGCUGUUUCAGCAGCCACAUUAGCUGCAGAACUGUUGGCCAGGUUUAAGGUACUUUCUCCAAUAUAUGUUCUGGAAGUAGUCACAGUGACAGAUUAGGGGACAAUACUGGAGUGUGUUCAAGCUGUAGUGUGGCAUCUGUCUUCCUAAGGGAUUUGGAAGAGCAGUUUAUCUUACAGUUUAUACCUGCCUGCAGGUUUCAAUUUACGGUGCAUUAGGUUGUAACAGAAAUUCACUGUGAUACUGACUACUGGUCAUCUUUGUAAAGCUGCCUUUGUACUCCCUAAAAAGGACAAUAAAUAAUCAUGCUCUAGCA
Molecule: messenger RNA, 2206 nt
Organism: Numida meleagris (helmeted guineafowl)
Lineage: Eukaryota; Metazoa; Chordata; Aves; Galliformes; Numididae
Gene: CNDP2
Product: carnosine dipeptidase 2
Exons: 12
Coding region: 173-1600 (475 amino acids)
Biological process (GO): proteolysis
Cellular component (GO): cytosol
Molecular function (GO): metallodipeptidase activity
Source: RefSeq, a predicted model, not a curated record